CUUUUACUUAUAUCCGACAGGUGUCUUGCAUCGAGGAGAGAGUGCGUGUCUCGGACCAAGGCUCGGCCUCGUAGAGCACGGAGAGCGGUAUCAAGCUCAGAUGCGGAACCGUCGCCAGAGGCUCUAGGCCAGUCCAGCACGUUCAGUAUCAACUAUCUUGUGCCUCCCCGGCCAAAUGUUGAUGAUGGCUUCGCGACUCUCCGUGAAGUGCACAACAGUGCGUUUGACAAUUUGCUCGAGACCAACUUGACGAACGACAUCCUGCAGACGCCGAGUGAGUCCAUCUGCUCGACCUCGUCAAGCCAGUCUCGCUCUCUUUUCGACACAUGGCGGAAGCCCCAAUUCAACUUGGCUUCAGCCGAGGCUCUCCUAAACUCCUUUGACUGCAUGGUGGACUACAUACCCUUUGUAUCCCUGCCUGCCGGCUCGACCGUCACGCAUGUGGCUUCCACGAGGCCUUUUAUUCUACUGGCCAUCUUGACCGUGGCCUCAAGAUCGAGAACUGUGCAGAAACACUCGUUGUACGAUGAAGAGUUUCUGAGAGUUCUGGGCCUCAAAUAUGUGUCAGGCGGAGAGAGAAGUAUCCAGUUGUUACAGGGCUUGUUGAUAUACUGUGCAUGGUAUCCCUUCCAUCUGAAGCCUAAAAGCGCACAGUUGGCUUACUGCGUCCGUAUGGCUGCGGACAUCAUCCAUGAGCUCGGCCUGGAUGAGAAUUUCCUCGCAUCUAAUGUGUGGGGGCAAAGAGUGACAGAGGAGAAACUGGAUAAGAUUCGUGCUUAUCUCGCCUACGUGUAUCUCGUCUCUACAUACGUCGUUGUAUGGAAAGGAGAAAGAUGCGUGCCAACUCGCCUCCCUCCUUGGGCCAACGUUGCCCUUGACACUCUGGAACAGAAUGCUCAAACAGAAGGUGACCGCAUACUCGCGGCUAUGGUACGCUUGUCUAUUCUAUGUUCCGAUGCCUCGGAUGCCAUGAACGAGAGGGUGAAGGAUACUGUGCGAAACAGCCAGUUGAUCCUCGUGGGGCUUGAGCAACGGUACCAACAAAUACGAAGCAAUAUCCUAGCCACAUGCCCUGCGGCCUUUGAUAAGGAACCCAUUCGAAUGCAGACAUUGUUCCUCGACAUUUUCUUCGACGCCGGCAGCUUACUGGAAUUUCCCGUAGCAAAAACGCUGUCAUCCGUCGUCAAGAGCGUACGCAUCCCGCCGCCAAUACCAAAUAUAUACAGCGCUACGAAAAAGAUCCGGGCGUACUUGGACUACGUAGGCGACUUGGAUGAUAACUCCCUGCUCUCGUUUACCGUAAACGACUGGACGCGGCUCAUCGUCGUCCUCACGCUGGCAUUCCGGCUAUCCUUUCCGCUCUACCUCUGUCCAGACUUUAACUGGACUUGGGCAAGCUCUGAGAUGCAGCUUGACCAGUUCCUGUCUAAAGUCUCGCGUGAUGCCGAUACGGCUGUCGCUUCCAACGGCAUCCUCUCAGCCAACCGCGUCGUCUUUGGCCUUCUCAAAUCAAAGUUCAACCGUCGACUGAGUUCACUCGGGGAGGAACGGACGAUCCCAAGCAGCAGGACAUUUGGAUGCCCCAUGAUGAGUGGCGGCUCGAGCUUGGCUGACGCACAAUGGAGUUCAGAAUUCGCGCCGUCGGAACCGUCGACCGAUUCUGACAUGUCUGACAUGGUCUUUCACGAUAUGUGGACGGCAGUGGCCACGGGAUGGCAGGACGUCGGUGAUAUGCCUUGGGAAUCAUUUGACGAGCAGCUGAACAGCGUGGGUACUUGUCCUCAUAGCGGCUGGUCCGUAUAA
Trichoderma citrinoviride is the source of this 1803-nucleotide messenger RNA. RefSeq lists its product as hypothetical. Gene Ontology annotation, molecular function: DNA-binding transcription factor activity, RNA polymerase II-specific; transcription cis-regulatory region binding. Lineage: Eukaryota; Fungi; Ascomycota; Sordariomycetes; Hypocreales; Hypocreaceae. Gene Ontology annotation, biological process: regulation of DNA-templated transcription. Gene Ontology annotation, cellular component: nucleus. The annotation marks the transcript as partial. The record is from RefSeq and is a predicted model, not a curated record. The transcript has 5 exons.